AUGGAGUUUGAACCAUAUCCUCGACAACAGUUUCCUAUUGCGAAUUUUGCAAGCACGGCAGCGCUCGACAUGUCGAGUGUUGCAGCAGCGUUGCCAGAGUACCAGAUGCGCCAAUUCCAACAAUCACCAUAUACCCAACCUUACCAGCAUUCUGCUUCCACCAACCCGUCAAUGAUGUACCAGUAUCACCAGGGCGCGCACUUUGCAGGUCAGACUGCCGCUCAUACCAACCCGUCUUUUGCUCAGCAGUACCCGUCGCAAUAUGGACAAGGCGCGCCUUCGCGACAGCAGCCGCAAGGAGCGGCUUAUGCGCAGUUUCUCGGCAAUCCAGGAGGUCCCGGGGGUCCUCAACCGUACCCAAAUCAAGCGUUUGUGGUACAGCAGCCCAUGAUGCACAAUCCCGGCGGGACAGCUCAACCUCACCAACAUCCACAGUUUCCACAGCCCCAUGGGACCGCCUAUGUUGCGCCGUACGCCUCCAGAUUGGCAAACGCCUAUCCGCUACCACAACUGCGGCUCGACAACAGCCUUGCACAAGCUCAGACAUCGAGCAUCUAUCCACAGUCAAGUUCUCAAGCAGUCAGGAGAUCCAGCUCGAAUUCGUCCUUGCAAACAUCUGUGCUCAGAGGCCCGCCUAGGAAACCAAGGCAAUCUGGCCAUGCUCUUUGGGUCGGCAAUUUGCCGCCUGCGACACACAUAAUUGACCUUAAAGAUCAUUUCGCAAGGGAUGCGACAGAGGACAUAGAAAGUGUCUUUCUGAUCUCGAAGAGCAACUGUGCUUUUGUGAACUAUAAGACCGAGGCUAGCUGCGCAGCUGCUAUGGCUCGCUUCCACGACUCUAGGUUCCAAGGAGUGCGAUUGGUUUGCCGAUUACGACGUGGAAGUUCUUCGACGGCAACACCAUCGCAAGCUGCGACCCAACAACCAACGACGUCUCCUGAAGCAGGAACCGAGGUCGAUGGAGCGGCCAAGGAAUCCACCAUUGUUGACGGGACAAUGUCAGCAGAACCAGAACCUAUGGAGAAGGCCAAGGAGAGGUUCUUCGUGGUGAAAAGCUUGACGGUUGAGGAUUUGGAACGCAGCGUUGUCAGCGGAAUAUGGGCAACGCAGGCCCACAAUGAGGCUGUGUUGAACAAUGCCUAUCGAACGGCAGAGAAUGUUUACCUUGUCUUUUCAGCAAAUAAGUCUGGCGAGUAUUUUGGAUACGCUCGGAUGGAGUCGGCGAUCGACGACGAGUCCGUCGCGAACAUCGAAUACCAACCACGACCAGAGGCGCGAGAACCCAGUCCCGCAGAUCUGCCUUUGACCAUACCAACACCUGCUACGGCGACCGCGCCCAAGGGACGAAUUAUUGAUGACUCGGCUAGAGGUACAAUCUUCUGGGAGGCAGACUCAGAGAGCAAAGAGAAAGAGGAGCAACAUACAGACGAUGAGGCCGGCAAUGUUUCUGGAGAAGGUUAUGAAUCAACCAGUCCAGCCACGCCACAAACUUUUGGCAAACCCUUUCGGAUCAAGUGGAUGUCGACCGAUCGUCUACCAUUUUACAGGACGAGGGGCCUUCGUAACUCUCUGAAUGCCAAUCGCGAAGUGAAGAUUGCGCGAGACGGUACAGAGAUUGAACCUACAGUUGGCCGAAAGCUGGUCAAUAUGUUUCAUCGCCCCCAUGUGGCAUCUGCAAGUCCUGGGGCUACUCGACCACCACCUCAACAACCUCAUCCAGGGCCAAUGGGUGGGUUCAUGUACGGAAGGAGUUAUUGA
This is a messenger RNA of Fonsecaea multimorphosa CBS 102226, 1758 nucleotides long. RefSeq lists its product as uncharacterized. The transcript is spliced from 3 exons. Bases 1 to 1758 code for a protein of 585 amino acids. Gene Ontology annotation, molecular function: N6-methyladenosine-containing RNA reader activity; mRNA binding. Gene Ontology annotation, cellular component: nucleoplasm. Lineage: Eukaryota; Fungi; Ascomycota; Eurotiomycetes; Chaetothyriales; Herpotrichiellaceae. Gene Ontology annotation, biological process: regulation of alternative mRNA splicing, via spliceosome; mRNA splicing, via spliceosome. The record is from RefSeq and is a predicted model, not a curated record.